GCGUGAGUGAGCUCGAGCGCAGCGGUGGUGGCGCGAGUAGUGUAAUAAGGCUUCUCGUCCUGUGCUGUAGGGGAGCGCGACACAGGCUUUUUUUUUAUUCGCACUUCUCUGACAAAGGUAGAACCAAGUUUUUUUUCCCUCUUCCACAGGGGAGACUUCCGAGUUAUUUUGGAAUACAUUUCUGUGGAGUUCGACGUAGUCCGCCAUCGAAAAAACAAAAAAAUCAUGUCGGCAUCAGCGGCGAAAGUCAGUAGAAAGGAGCAGAACUCAAAUCAUGACGGAGCGGACGAGACCUCGGAAAAAGAACAGCAGGAAGCUAUUGAACACAUCGAUGAAGUACAGAACGAAAUUGACAGAUUGAAUGAACAAGCAAGUGAGGAAAUUUUAAAAGUAGAGCAGAAAUACAACAAGCUACGUCAGCCAUUCUUCCAGAAGCGAUCAGAACUCAUAGCCAAAAUUCCGAACUUCUGGGUCACAACAUUCGUCAACCAUCCACAAGUGUCGGCCUUGCUUGGUGAGGAGGAUGAGGAAGCACUUCAUUACCUGACCAGGGUGGAGGUCACAGAGUUUGAGGACAUUAAGUCAGGUUACAGAAUAGAUUUUUACUUUGAUGAAAAUCCAUACUUUGAAAACAAAGUCCUCUCAAAAGAAUUUCAUUUAAAUGAGAGUGGUGACCCUUCCUCAAAAUCUACUGAAAUUAAAUGGAAGGCCGGAAAGGUUGGUAUUUGUGAUCUGACAAAGCGUGCUGGGCAGACUCAGAACAAGGCAGGAAAAAAGAGGCAACAUGAGGAGCCAGAGAGUUUCUUCACCUGGUUCACCGACCACUCUGACGCAGGGGCUGAUGAACUUGGUGAAGUCAUCAAGGAUGACAUCUGGCCAAAUCCUCUUCAGUACUACCUGGUCCCGGACAUGGAUGACGAGGAAGGAGAGGGUGAAGAUGAGGAUGAGGAGGAAGAGGAGGAAGGAUUGGAAGACAUUGAUGAGGAGGGGGAUGAAGAGGAAGGUGAGGAAGAUGAAGAGGAAGAUGAGGGAGAGGAUGGGGAGGAUGAUGGGGAGGAGGACUAAAAUCUAAUAAGGACAUAUUCCUACAACCUCCAUACCCGUUCUUUCCUUUUGAAGUCAUCCUCCAACCCGAGGGAGCAAAAAGCUUUGUUUUUGUUUUUUAUUUUUGUGCUCCGUCUUCUGUUCUACUGAAGCCUCUCCUGUCCUUACCAUGUCUAAUACGAGUUAAUUCCCUGGAUAUACCUGCAUUGGAAAACUAGUGGCAUCUCGUUGCUGAAGCCUCUUGCGUCAUCAACUAUUACACCAUCUCCAAAGACAAAUACAAGUUAUUAACAACCUGCACGUCAUCCUCUGUAGACUAAACUGAAGUAAAUAGCAAUUUAUAUAAAAGUAUAUAAAUACUUUUUUUUCUUUUUUUUUUUUCUUUUUUUUUUUCCUGUGAAUGGUUGUGAAUUGAAAUAAUAAGCCCUGGUGCAGUGAUGACCUAAUCAUAGCAUACAUACCUAGCCACUUUUCCUCUUUUUCUUCAUGCGUAUUUUCUUUAAUGCAGGGGUGGGCCCCAAAGAGUUGACACUGUUUUUCCUAUGUGAUUUAUUGGACAAAUGGAAAGCACCAGCUUGUUCUUGUCACCUCUUGUAAAUGUUUGGGGUCAAUAUCAGGGUAUGACCGUUAUUAUUGUAGGCAGUUAAAUGGGGUUGGGUGGGGCAAGUGGGUAUUUGACACAUCAACAUUUGGGUUUAUGUUGAUUGAAUUUUCAUUGUAAUGUUUUACAGACACCCAUGAGGUUUGAAAUUACAUUUUUAAUAAAAAUAAAACAUAAAAAAACUUCCUCUUGUAAUUUUGAGCUUGGCUAAUUAAGGAAUUAUUUAAAUGAGAGAAAAUAAAAUGUAGAAUCUUACAAGUAAUGUACAUUUGGGUCUUUUUAUCCACCUUUUCUUCAAUUCCAAAGUUUUUGGAAACGUUAAGGUGUGUGUUUCCUAAAAUAAAAGUAAACUAUUGCUGACCAAACAGUAGUGUAUAA
Messenger RNA from Electrophorus electricus (electric eel), 2023 nucleotides. It is a transcript of the gene setb, whose product is annotated as SET nuclear proto-oncogene b. The record is from RefSeq and is a predicted model, not a curated record. Lineage: Eukaryota; Metazoa; Chordata; Actinopteri; Gymnotiformes; Gymnotidae. Gene Ontology annotation, cellular component: nucleus. Gene Ontology annotation, biological process: nucleosome assembly.